Labrus mixtus (cuckoo wrasse) is the source of this 2842-nucleotide messenger RNA. RefSeq names its product DEAD (Asp-Glu-Ala-Asp) box helicase 1 (gene ddx1). Bases 90 to 2312 code for a protein of 740 amino acids. The transcript has 26 exons. Gene Ontology annotation, molecular function: RNA helicase activity; ATP binding; nucleic acid binding. The record is from RefSeq and is a predicted model, not a curated record. Lineage: Eukaryota; Metazoa; Chordata; Actinopteri; Labriformes; Labridae.
GCUUCACCGGUCCGUUAAACGAGUUGUACCGUGCCGAAAAUACUAAACACGUUACAUCCGGUUGUGUUGAUAUCUCCGCAGCAGCAAUAAUGGCAGCGUUUUCUGAAAUGGGGGUUAUGCCUGAAAUUGCGCAGGCCGUGGAGGAGAUGGACUGGCUGUUGCCAACAGACAUCCAGGCAGAGUCUAUUCCCCUUAUUCUUGGUGGAGGAGAUGUUCUCAUGGCAGCAGAAACUGGCAGUGGCAAAACAGGAGCCUUCAGUAUUCCAGUCAUCCAGAUUGUGUAUGAGACCCUGAAGGACCAGCAGGAGGGCAAAAAGGGAAGAGCCUCCGUCAAGACUGGUGGAGCUAUUUUCAACAACUGGCAGAUGAAUCCUUAUGAUCGCAGCACAGCCUUUGCAAUCGGUCCAGAUGGCCUGUGCUGCCAGAGCAGAGAGUUUAAAGAGUGGCAUGGCUGUCGAUCUACAAAAGGUGUCACCAAAGGAAAGUACUGCUAUGAGGUUACCUGCCAUGACCAGGGACUGUGUCGCAUUGGCUGGUCCACCAGUCAGGCAGCGCUGGACUUGGGAACUGAUAAGUAUGGAUUCGGUUUUGGUGGGACUGGAAAAAAAUCCAACAACAAGCAGUUUGACAGCUAUGGAGAGGAGUUCACUAUGCAUGACACCAUUGGAUGCUACCUGGAUCUCGAAAAGGACCAGAUGUCCUUCUCUAAAAAUGGUAAUGACCUGGGUGUGGCGUUUGACAUCCCUCAACAUGUGAAGAAUCAACCUUUCUUUGCUUCCUGUGUGCUGAAGAAUGCAGAGCUGAAGUUUAACUUUGGAGGAGAAGCGUUUAAACAUCCCCCAAAGACUGGAUUUGUUGCUCUGGAUCAGGCACCCGAGGGACACGCAGUUAAAUCUUCUCAGACAGGCAGCGCCAAAGUGACUCAGGUGAAAGCUGCAUCCAACGCACCCAAAGCUCUGAUCAUCGAGCCAUCCAAAGAACUGGCUGAGCAAACCCUCAACGUUGUCAAGCAGUUCAGGAAAUUUGUUGAUAACCCCAAACUGAGGGACCUACUGGUGAUUGGUGGUGUGGCUGCCAAAGAUCAGUUGGCUGCUCUGGAGCAGGGGAUUGACAUAGUUGUGGGAACACCCGGCAGACUGGACGAUCUCAUCUCCACUGGGAAACUAAGCCUGUCCCAAAUCCGCUUUCUAGUCCUGGAUGAGUGUGACGGCCUGCUGUCUGCAGGUUAUACUGACUUCAUAAACAGGAUCCAUAACCAAAUCCCUCAAGUCACCUCUGACGGCAAAAGACUGCAGGUGAUUGUUUGUUCUGCCACUCUGCAUUCAUUUGAUGUGAAGAAGCUGUCCGAGCGAAUCAUGCACUUUCCCACUUGGGUGGACCUGAAGGGGGAGGACUCUGUCCCUGAAACAGUCCACCAUGUGGUAGUGCCUGUUAAUCCAAAAAGCGACCGCCUCUGGGAGCGAUUGGGCAAGAACCACAUCCGGACUGAUGAAGUCCAUGCCAAAGAUAACACCAGACCUGGAGCCAAUUCUUCUGAGAUGUGGUCAGAAGCCAUCAAGCUGCUGAAGGGCGAGUACAUAGUGAGGGCCAUCAAAGAGCACAAGAUGGACCAGGCCAUCGUCUUCUGUCGCACCAAGAUCGACUGUGACAACAUGGAACAGUACUUCAUUCAGCAAGGAGGAGGUCCAGACAGUAAAGACCACCAGUUGUCCUGUGUUUGUCUCCAUGGUGAUCGCAAGCCAAAUGAGCGGAAGACUAACCUGGAGCGUUUCAAGAGGAAAGAAGUGAGGCUCCUGAUCUGCACAGAUGUAGCUGCCAGAGGAAUUGAUAUCCACGGAGUUCCUUAUGUCAUCAACGUCACACUGCCUGAUGAGAAGCAAAACUACGUCCAUCGUAUCGGAAGAGUUGGCAGAGCAGAGAGAAUGGGACUGGCCAUCUCCCUGGUUGCUAUGGAGAAGGAGAAGGUUUGGUACCAUGUUUGCCCAAACAGAGGCAGGGGCUGCUACAACACCCGGCUGAAGGAGGACGGCGGUUGCACCAUCUGGUACAACGAAAAAGAGCUCUUAUCAGAUAUUGAGGAGCAUCUCAAGUGCACCAUCACCCAGUGUGAACCCGACAUCAAAGUACCUGUGGAUGAUUUCGACGGAAAGGUCUCUUAUGGUCAGCGCAAAGCAUUGGGAGGUGGUAACUACAAGGGGCAUGUGGAUGUUCUGGCCCCAACAGUCAAGGAGCUGGCGAGCCUCGAGAGAGAAGCCCAGAGUUCCUUCCUCCACCUGGGUUACAUGCCAAACCAGCUUUUCAGAGCCUUCUAAAAAAAAAAAAAAAAACCUAACAUCACUGUAGGCUGCUGAGACAAAAUACAAAAAACAGAAUUUUCAAACCUUCUGCUUAGAUGUAAACAAAGAAAAUAAGUCAAAGAACUUAUUUGAAAUGAUGAAUUAAAGAUGGCAAAAUUACAAUAUUUCACUUGGUAUAAAAACUCAGAAGCAGUUGGUAUCCAGAAAACAAACACACUACCAAUUUCUUUGUUGUCCUGUUAUUUCUUUUCUUUUAAAUUUUGGUGCAUAAUUUGUACUUUUGGUGAAGAAAGCUUGUAAGCAGUCAGUAACUUAUCUUGUUAAGACUGUUUCCCUUAUUGUAAGGACUUCCUCUUGAAUUCUUUAACUUCAGAGCAUGAAACAAUAUUGGCAGGUAAAUCGUUGACAUGUCAUGCAAAGCCUAAUUUGUUUUGUUUUCUUAUUAAUACGAUUGAAAUGAAUAUUUAAGUUAACCUAUGGAGAUAUUGGCUGAAAUGUCGUUGUAUAUAAGUGGGCUGAUGUUUUUUUCUGAAAUAAAUUUUAGU